AUGGACGAAACAUAUUCGUCUGGACACCAACAAGAAGUCACUGGAACCGUCCAACACUACGAUCGGACGUUUGAACCGCAUGUCAGGAUUUUCGAACAUAUGGCGAUAAAAAGAGAAGUUUCACAAGCAUUGCAAUUAAUCGCACACAGUAUUGGAUCAGCGGGGAAGGAUAAUCAGUCGAAUUUAUAUUUCCCACCUGUUUUACGUGAUCGUUUCGAUGGUUCUGCAAAAAGGGAAAACUUGUUAUCUUUCGUUGCGACUUUUUUCACGACCAUAUGGGCAAACGAAACGAUGCAAGCAGACGACAAUGAAGCGAGUAUGCGAAAAAACGGUUACAUCAGAGGUCGUUCCCAUAAUCCAGUUCGUCCACAGCAGGCAUCGUUUGGUAUAACUCCAGAAGUGACCAAAAAUGGGUUCGCAAAUGACCCACCAUCUGAAAGUUCCGAAGUGUAA
Opisthorchis viverrini is the source of this 453-nucleotide messenger RNA. RefSeq lists its product as hypothetical. The coding region runs from base 1 to 453 and encodes 150 amino acids. The record is from RefSeq and is a predicted model, not a curated record. Lineage: Eukaryota; Metazoa; Platyhelminthes; Trematoda; Opisthorchiida; Opisthorchiidae. The transcript has 2 exons.